Salvelinus namaycush (lake trout) is the source of this 1456-nucleotide messenger RNA. Its product is annotated as sideroflexin-1. The transcript has 11 exons. Gene Ontology annotation, biological process: monoatomic ion transport; serine import into mitochondrion. Gene Ontology annotation, cellular component: mitochondrial inner membrane. NCBI's taxonomy places the organism in Eukaryota, Metazoa, Chordata, Actinopteri, Salmoniformes, Salmonidae. The record is from RefSeq and is a predicted model, not a curated record. The coding region runs from base 294 to 1271 and encodes 325 amino acids. Gene Ontology annotation, molecular function: monoatomic ion transmembrane transporter activity.
GAGGGAUAGCUCUAGUGGGCAACUAGACGACUGAAUCUGAGGAUGUGGCAGGCAGAAAUCUAGGGCUGUAGUUGAAACAGAUGCUUUGAAUAAUAGGCUAUUAGCGGAGAUAUUACAUUUAUUUUGGCGUUUGCACGGUUUUGGACGUUGACUUGGUAUCCAGAUGUAACGGUCUACAUGCAGUGAUUAGCUACAGAUCAAGCUGGUCUGCUUCGGUUGAUCAAUUUAUCCGAUCCAGCCAAUGGUAAUAUUGUUCGCCCGGAUCCAUUUGCACGGUCGGUUCAUCUGACAAAAUGAUAACCAUGACGACAGAAAUCUCCACCUCCAUAAACAUCAAGGAGCCUCGAUGGGACCAAGGGACGUUUAUGGGCCGGGCCAAACACUUCUUCACCGUUACCGACCCCCGCAACGUCCUGCUCACCAACGAACAACUAGAGAAUGCACACAAAGUCAUCAGUGACUACCGGCAAGGUGUGAUGUCCCCCGGGCUGACAGAGGACGAGCUAUGGCGAGCCAAGUAUAUCUUUGACUCAGCCUUCCACCCAGACACCGGAGAGAAGAUGAUCCUGAUUGGCCGCAUGUCGGCUCAGGUCCCCAUGAACAUGACCAUCACUGGCUGUAUGAUGACCUUCUACAAGACAACUCCAGCUGUAGUCUUAUGGCAGUGGAUCAAUCAGUCCUUCAAUGCAAUAGUCAACUACACCAAUAGGAGUGGAGAUGCUCCUCUCUCAGUCAAUCAGCUUGGCACAGCCUAUGUAUCUGCUACCACAGGGGCAGUAGCCACGGCUCUAGGACUAAAUGCACUAACAAAGCACAUAUCUCCCCUCGUAGGGAGGUUAGUUCCCUUCGCCGCUGUUGCUGCUGCUAACUGCAUCAACAUCCCUCUCAUGAGGCAACGGGAACUGAAACACGGCAUUCCGAUAACCGACGAGAACGAUAACCGGUUAGGAGAGUCAACGACCGCCGCUAAGCAGGCUAUCUCCCAGGUGGUGGUGUCUAGAAUCCUCAUGGCCUCUCCUGGAAUGGCUAUCCCUCCAUUUUUAAUGAACACCUUGGAAAAGAAAGCCUUCCUGAAGAAGUUCCCGUGGAUGAGUGCACCUAUUCAAGUGGUCUUGGUGGGAUUCUGCCUGGUGUUCGCCACUCCACUGUGCUGUGCACUGUUCCCCCAGAAGAGCUCUAUGUCAGUAAGCCGAUUGGAGCCAGAGCUUCAGGAGAAGAUCCGGGUGAGCCACCCCGGUGUGGAGAGGGUCUACUUCAAUAAAGGACUAUGAGUGUCCAGCCCAACAGUAGCCUUCCUCAGAGCAGCUCUACUGGCAGACACCACAACCCUCCUCAUUCUGUGUGCCAAAGUUCACUUCUGCUUCUCAUCCUCUCCUCUUUUCUCUCCUCUGCUCCUCAGACAGAAUCCCUUGAUUCUCUCCCCUCUCUGUCUCCCUCCGCCCGCUCUCUCAUUCCA